Molecule: messenger RNA, 2514 nt
Organism: Astyanax mexicanus (Mexican tetra)
Lineage: Eukaryota; Metazoa; Chordata; Actinopteri; Characiformes; Acestrorhamphidae
Product: ELKS/Rab6-interacting/CAST family member 1
Exons: 14
Coding region: 564-1937 (457 amino acids)
Biological process (GO): spermatogenesis; homologous chromosome pairing at meiosis; oogenesis
Cellular component (GO): central element
Source: RefSeq, a predicted model, not a curated record
GUUCUUAGAGCCGAAUCAUUUACGACCGACCCAUCAGUACAGCUAAACACCGAAAACCUGACCAAAGUAACGUUAGCUUACCUAAGUAACCAACGUAAUUUUCCAAAAAGAGUCUAAAAUAAUACAUUUAAUUACAUAAGAUAGAUUUAAACAUCUGUUUUUGGAGAUACACUGAGAAACUAAAAGUGCUGCUCAACGGUCGGUCUGAAAAAAUCGUUAAUUCAGUUCCGUUACCAAGCUAAAUAGUUAGCCAGCUAGCUUAGCUAGCUAUCUGUAUUAGCUUAAUCUUUUAGCUAACAAAUGAAAUAGGGACGCUUCUGUUAGUGUUUCUGGUUUAAAAUAUCAUAUUAAAGUAGAUGAUAUUUAGCAUUAGUUUACUCCCAAAUUAAUGAGCUAAGCGAGAAGCUCUAGCUAUGUUGAAUUAACUAAAAGCUUAGCUAGCUAAGCUAAGCUAGUUAGCUUAGUCAGCUAAAUUAACUUGACGUUUUUUUGGACACAUCUGAUUUAACUAAAAUAUUUGUCUUCCUCUCUUUAGAGUAUAGUUAUUGAGUUAGUUAGCUAUAAUGGAAGACCAGACUGGUUUAACAGGUUUGGACAAUCUGCUGUUACAGUUAGCUCUAGAGACUCGAGAAUUAUCCCAGAAGAAGGAAGAGCUAAAACAGCAAAUUCAAAUUUAUAGAUCCAGCAUACAAACAAAGAAACAGCACAUUGAGGAAACUCAGAAGAAUAUUAAGAAAUUAGAUGAAGAAAUCUCGCAGAAGCAGAAAACUGUGAAGUGUUUCAAAGAAAAUGUGAAGAGCCUGCGUGGAACAAAUAACCUUCUACUUCAGUAUGAAAAGACACUGGAAUCUGAGCUAGAAAGGAGACAGGACAGCUGCAAUCAGGACAUGAAAUUGUUUCAGGAAAGAAUUGAUAACUACAGGAACGUAUUUCAGCAGUACAAAGAGGAAUAUUGCAAAAAUCCCCUGGCUAAACAACUCCUAAAAUUUCAAGCAGAGAAUGAAGAAAUGGAGAAAAGAAUUCGAGCCAAAGAGGAGGAAAUGAUUGCAAAAGAAAAAGUGCUAAAUACUCUAAAAGAGGAUCACAGUGCAUGUGAGAGCGGUGAAAGACCAUCUCAGUCACAAGAUGCAGCACUGCCACCUGAGAGUGACUUUCAGCCUCAGGCUGAUACAGCCAUACAUGAUGAGCUUCCACCACAGGGCACAGAAGCAGAGCAAGAUAUUCUAACUGAAAUGGAAGAGAAGACUAUGGAGAAAAAAGAGGACCAGGCAGAUGGCUUUGAUGCGUCUAAUGCCUCUCAAGUGGGCGCACUUGGCAGCACAGUUUGGACAAAGCCAGAUUUAAGUUGUGAUCUAAUUCAAGAGGCACAGCAGAAACAACAAGAGCAAGCAGCUGACGUGCAGGAUUUCCAUAUGAACACCUCGUUUGGGCCUGAUGUCAUGGAGGAGAUGAUGAAGGGGAUGGAGGUUGAAGACCAGCAGGAACAUGAAGAAGCUGUUGAUAAGGAGAGCACUAAUGAGGGAGCAGCCCCAUCAUCUCCUGUCAGAAUGUCUGCAGCUCUCAACACCCCAACAUUCUCUCUGAACAGCCCCAGUACUUCACCUGGCCGCCGGCAGAGUUCAGAAGGAGCAGCCUUCGUUUUCUCUGUGCACUCGGAUCCAAGCACACCCGGGUUCUCUGGAUUUGGCUGCAACUUUGAUGUGGGAUCAAAUCCAAGCGAGGAGUCGCCUCUUAAAUUUACAAGCCCUUAUUUCAGCAGCAAGAAGUCCCCUGAAACAAAGUUACCAGGCUUUCUGUUUGAUGAGAUGGAGGGUCGUCAGGAAGAGGAGUUUGCAUUUUCUUUUGGGGCAAAGAGUCCUCAGCCCAGCACCUCCAGCCAAGAGGAAGGAGGCACUGGAGAUCCCUUCCCUUUCUCCUUCAGCUUUGGAAAGUUUUAGUUCUGUAAGCAGCUUGUGCUUUUGUUCUUUACCUUUAUAUUUCUGAGGUGAUGUUGCUUUUAUUUAAUCUCAGUUUAAUCUCAUUGUUCAAGUUGGGGAGAGGUAUUUUUUGUAAUUAUCUGAUUGAUAUUUGGCCAAACUGAAUGAAAUUCAAAUACUAAAAAGUCUUUCUGAACAGUUUUAGUUGCACAUUUUCACAGAAUUUUCUGUCAGCUUACUGAAAAAUGUUCCUGUUUUCACUACUGAAAGUAUGUUCUUGUUCUUGCUGUGAAUUUAAUAUAUUCAACUUUCUCAAGGCUGGAGGAAUGAGUUGUUAUAACAUGAAGUUUAAUUUAAUUACAUUCAUAUUACUUUAAUAACAUUCAGUUCACAUUCAUGAUUUACUGUUAUUUGCUACUUUAUACAGAGGAGUGUUACAGUGCACCUAACACCUAAAGAAUGACUUCAUAAACACUGACAAUUUAUAUGGAAGGUUAAUUUAGAUGUUUGGAUAACACUUGUAGAGCAUUUUAAAAUAUAUCACAUGGUAGGCAACAAUUGUGCUAAGCAUUAUCAAAAUAAACCUGAAGUGUUAUAA